Phycomyces blakesleeanus NRRL 1555(-) is the source of this 1434-nucleotide messenger RNA. RefSeq lists its product as hypothetical. NCBI's taxonomy places the organism in Eukaryota, Fungi, Mucoromycota, Mucoromycetes, Mucorales, Phycomycetaceae. The coding region runs from base 1 to 1434 and encodes 477 amino acids. Gene Ontology annotation, biological process: aromatic amino acid biosynthetic process. Gene Ontology annotation, molecular function: 3-deoxy-7-phosphoheptulonate synthase activity. The transcript has 7 exons. The record is from RefSeq and is a predicted model, not a curated record.
AUGAGCUCAAGUAGCCAAACCUCUAGAAAUGAAUGGACUCCCGAGAGUUGGAAGACAAAGCCGAUUGUCCAAGAUGUCACUUACGAAGAUCAAGAACAUGCCAAACGUGUUUUGUCUAAAUUGGAUCGUCUUCCUCCAUUAGUUUCUGCAAAAGAGGUACUUAUUGACAACCUUAGACAACAACUCAAGGAAGUUGCAUUAGGAAACUCAUUCUUAUUGCAAGGUGGUGAUUGUGCAGAAUUAUUUGACUAUUGCUCUCAAGAUCCCAUCGAGGCAAAGUUAAAGGUACUUCUUCAAAUGUCAUUGGUUUUGACCUGGGGUGCAAGAACAUCUGUUGUACGCAUUGCUCGUAUGGCUGGCCAAUAUGCAAAACCCAGAAGCAAGCCAACAGAGAUGUAUGAAGGAAAAGAGAUUCUUUCUUUCAGAGGUGAUAAUGUCAAUGGAUUCGAUCCAAAAGAUCGUGAUGCUGAUCCAGAAAGACUACUUGGCGCAUACUUUCAUUCUGCUGCUACUCUUAACUACGUAAGAUCCUUGUUAGACUCUGGUUUUGCAGAUCUUCAUGAUCCUUCAAACUGGAACUUGAACCACGUCCGGUCUGAAUCUGUCAGAAGUGAAUAUCAACAGAUCGUAACUCAAUUGACAGAUGCUCUUGAUUUCAUGGGCACUAUUGGAGCAGACUCAAGACAACAGAACAACAAUGCAUUGAAUUCUGUGGACUUUUUUGUGUCCCACGAAGCCUUGUUGCUCGACUUUGAGGCCUCUCUGACUCGCCUGUUGCCCUGUACCAUUCCUUCCGCUGACAACAAGGCAAAGAAGGAAAAGAAAUGGUACAACGCCGGUGCACAUUUCUUGUGGAUCGGAGAUCGUACCAGACAACCGGAUGGUGCUCAUGUUGAGUACAUGCGCGGAAUUGAGAAUCCUAUUGGUAUCAAAGUAGGACCGACCACAAAGCCAGACGAACUCGUCGAAUUGCUCAACACUGUCAAUCCUGACAAACACAUCGGUAAGGUUACGCUGAUCACUCGGUUUGGUGCAGGCCAGGUCGAGAAGCACUUGCCUCAGCACAUCAAGGCUGUUAAGAAGUCAGGUCACAUUCCUGUCUGGGUGUGUGAUCCUAUGCACGGAAACACCAAGAACGCAACCGGUGGCAUAAAAACUCGUCACUUUAUUGAUAUCAUUCAAGAGCUGUCUGAGGCUUUCCGAGUACACAAGGACAACAACAGCAAACUUAACGGUGUUCAUUUUGAGUUGACUGGAGACAGUGUGACUGAAUGUAUUGGUGGAUCUAUGGAUCUCAAGGACGCUGAUUUGUCUACAAACUACCAGACAUACUGUGACCCUCGCUUAAACUACGAGCAGGCACUUGAUGUUGCAUUCUUGAUUGGCAAAUAUUAUCAAAAAGAACGUAGAGGACAAGUUUUUCCUAGCUUGUAA